This is a messenger RNA of Daktulosphaira vitifoliae (grape phylloxera), 1265 nucleotides long. RefSeq lists its product as uncharacterized. The transcript is spliced from 2 exons. NCBI's taxonomy places the organism in Eukaryota, Metazoa, Arthropoda, Insecta, Hemiptera, Phylloxeridae. The record is from RefSeq and is a predicted model, not a curated record. Bases 342 to 1004 code for a protein of 220 amino acids.
AAGAGUUAUUAGAAAAUUUUCUAUUGUUUCUAUUAGAUGUUCGUGCCCAGAUGCCGUACAGUCCGCACGUAUAUUGUCUCGCACACCGCUUAUCUGCUACAAUAGUAUAGUCUUAGUGCUCGCCGUUGCGCCUUGCGCUCACGCGUUAUCAAGUUGCCGGUAAUGUUUAAUUUAUCGCUCGACCCAAGUCCAACAUUAACUCUCUAUCGAAAUCACCAUGAAAAAUAAUCAACCAAACAGUCCUAAUAAUAAAAUUAAUAACAAAACGACGAAAACCGUUCCGUCGAUUACUAUCGCAAAAACAACUACACCAAUGAACUCAGAAGCUAAUACUAUAGACCAUGGAUGGUCAAUACAAACAAACAAACAAACAACUACACUCCAACUCCUCAAACUCACAAUCCGAUCCCUCAUCUCCGAAUACGAAUUUGGAUACAAAGGAAAACAAUAAACAAAUAAAAAAAAAUUUAUUUGCUACACGCAACAGGUUCGAACUGCUUGUUCAAGAUGACCCUUUCGACUCGCCCACUACUGUAAAUAUAUCUACAAACUCUCUUCAAUAUGAUGCUGAAAAUAACAUAAUGAAUAAUGAAAACACACUUAUUAAAUCUCCUUCGCCAAUAUUUGUUAAAGGUGUCGAAGAUUUUCCCGCACUUUGCACAGUCUUAAUAGAGCUUAUAGGCGUCGACAAUUUUAUUUGUAAAUCGUCAACAAACUCAUUGAAAAUUCAAACUACGGACCCUACUGCAUACAGAACAUUAGUACAUUACCUAAAAUCUGAAAAAGCCGAGUAUCAUACCAGCUCAAGGAGGAUAAACCACUUCAAUAUAUUAUUAAUAUAUUUAAAAUAUAUGACGUUCAACAUGGAAAUUCAACACAAUUAUAUCGACGAAAGACACGAUUCGAUAACUGCGUUUUUCGGUCGAUUUUUCAAUAUGAACACGAAAUUCUUAUCUAAUGACAACAAAAUUUAUACGAACAAAAAUCAUCUCAAGUAUUCAUAAUGUGCCGAUUAUUAUUGUAAAAUUAUAUUUCUAAUUCAGCCAAUUUAUCUAAUUAUCCACAUUAUAUCGAUUCCACAUUUCCUAUUUUUCAAUGGUUAUAAACUUACCAUUUAUAAUACCACCGACUUUUGAAAUUAUAUAAAUAUCUUAUAAUUGUUUUAUUUUUGCCACAGAUUGCAGUCGGACGACAUGAUUUAAUAAAAAAUAAAGUUUAAUACAUCGUGUUAUACAUUUUAUUGUAUAACAUAUAGUAUUUUUAUU